AUGUUCGAAAGGCUCUCCUUUAUACAAUCUACUACCAAUAUCCUGUCACUCGUGAGUCCGCAGCUAGAGUACACUGAGGCACAAAAUAACUACUGGUCUACAAGUUGCGGUGCUUUGAAGCCAGCAUGCAUCCUGGUUCCUUCCUCGAUCGAUGAGCUGUCGACCGUCGUCAAGGUCUUGAACAGCAAUAAUGAGACUUUUGCGAUCAAAUCUGGCGGCCAUAAUCCCAACAAUGACUUCGCCAGCGUCGAAGGUGGGCCGCUCAUCUUGAUGAGUGGCUUCAAAGAAGUCACGUACGACCAGGCCAGCAACACUGUCAGAAUCGGACCGGGACAGAGAUGGGAGGACGUGAUGGGCGCCCUCGAUGGCACAGGUGUCACUGUUGUUGGUGGCCGUAUUGGAGGUCUCAGCUUUCUCAGCACACAAUACGGAUGGGCGGUGAACAACAUUCUUGAAGUGAACCUGGUGCUCCCAAAUGGAACAAUCACCACCGCCUCUAAUACUUCGAACCCAGAAAUCCUCGCCGCAUUGAAAGGUGGAGGCAGCAAUUUUGGUAUCGUGGCGUCUUAUGUUCUACAAGCGUAUCCCAUUGGACAGGUAUGGGGCGGGAAUCUUAUCUUCUCUGAUGGUCAACACACGGAUCACAUAUUGUCGGCGGUCCGUAACUUCACAGAGAACUACGACGAUCCCAAGGCCGGAAUCAUUGUCACUUCUGAAUUGACCCUGUCCAACCUGGCCAACAUAUGGGUUCUCUUCCUCUUUUACGAUGGACCAGAGCCCCCGGCAGGCGUGUUCGACGAAUUCCUCAAUCUCAACGCGUCGAUCAACUCAUGCAAGACCAGGACAUACGCCGACUUCCUGAGCGCCAAUAAUUGGGCUGUGCUACACGGCAGUGUGUAUACGAUCGCCACCGAGACGACGCCUCUGCCGCCUGCAGGCAGAGAGGAUAUGAUGAAAACCUACUACGACCACUGGUACAACACAUCUGCAGCCGCAUCGAGCGUGACAGGCCUGAUUGCUUCGAUAGCCUUCCAGCCGAUGCCCAAGUCGCUCACAGCCAUUGCCAAGAAUAAAGGUGGCGACCUCAUGGCGUUGGACGAUGCCGCUGAUAGAAUUAUUUUCGAAUUCGAUUACUCAUACUGGCUCCCUCUAGACAACGCCAAAGUCGACCAGACUAUGGUGUCGUUAUAUUCGGGUAUGAAGGACAUCGUAGACGGAUUCGUGGCGGAUGGUUCCCUUCCUGAUGUCUACCGGCCGCUGUUCAUGAAUGAUGCCUAUUUCAGGCAAGACUAUUGGGGACGGCUGAACCCCUCGACGAAGGAAUUUGCCGAGCGCAUAAGGUCAAGUGUGGAUCCUAACGGUCUGUUUCAGACCAGAACAGGAGGAUUCAAAAUGUAA
Molecule: messenger RNA, 1398 nt
Organism: Diaporthe amygdali
Lineage: Eukaryota; Fungi; Ascomycota; Sordariomycetes; Diaporthales; Diaporthaceae
Product: FAD-linked oxidoreductase
Exons: 5
Coding region: 1-1398 (465 amino acids)
Molecular function (GO): FAD binding
Source: RefSeq, a predicted model, not a curated record